UCGAGCGAUAACCGUCGAACGUAUUGUAGUCGGAGAUUACGUCUGUCUGUUUGUAGAGUGUGACUGAGUGUGUGAGUUGUUUGGGCUACGGUUACGGUACGGUACUCACACCCCCGCAAACCGGUUCGCUGGUGGUGGUUCUAUCGUAAGCGCGCUUUGUGUGUGUGCGUGCGUGAGUUGUGUACGCUAAAUAAAGUUAAAUAAAAUGCAAAAGCAAUAAAUAAUACAACCAGAUUGUAAAAAGCAGAGCACAGCGCCAAAAAGGCAAAGUGUGUGUGUGCGUAUAGUGUAGCAGUCGUUGUGCAGAGUCGCCACCCCAGUGGAUUAGUGGCACCCUGUUACAAUUUGCUCACACUCCAAGUGCUAGUGAGUGUUUGUGUAUUGUGCAUAAACAUUAACUAAAUCUAAAUCAAUUGAUCAAUCUAGCCAUAGUCAAUACACUAUCGAAGUGCAGCUGAGUCACCGGGUCUACUCCUUACCUCGCUAUCGUCGCGUUCGUGUGUGCCCAGAAAGGGUGUCUUUUUUGCAUUUAAUCGAUACAGUCAACAGACCAACCCCGAGCGGAAAACUCAUAAUCCGGAGUGGACUACAAAAUGGCCUAUAUGAUGCCGAACGAACGCCUCAAAUGGCUAACGCUGUGCGCAGCUGUUGCUGUUCUUGCCACUGUUAGCAGCACUUUAGCUGCCAAUCCACCGGAUGCUGACCAAAAGGGGCCCGUCUUUCUCAAGGAACCCACCAAUCGCAUUGACUUCUCAAACUCCACGGGCGCCGAAAUCGAAUGCAAAUCCAGUGGUAAUCCCAUGCCCGAAAUCAUUUGGGUCCGUAGCGAUGGCACCGCCGUCGGUGACGUGCCCGGCCUGCGUCAGAUCUCGUCGGAUGGCAAGCUGGUCUUCCCGCCCUUCCGCGCCGAGGAUUAUCGUCAGGAAGUGCAUGCCCAGGUCUACGCCUGUCUGGCACGCAACCAGUUUGGCUCCAUCAUAUCCCGGGACGUGCAUGUGCGAGCAGUUGUUGCCCAGUACUACGAGGCCGAUGUGAACAAGGAGCAUGUGAUACGCGGCAAUUCGGCGGUUAUCAAGUGCUUGAUACCCUCAUUUGUGGCCGAUUUCGUUGAGGUUGUCUCCUGGCAUACCGACCAGGAGGAGAACUACUUUCCGGGCACAGAAUAUGUCGUUUCGCAACACUAUGAAGAGGAUAUACACAAGGCGUUUGUCAUACGCGGCAAUUCGGCCAUAUUGAAGUGUGACAUACCAUCGUUUGUAGCUGAUUUUGUAAAUGUCAUUUCCUGGCAUACCGAUCAGGAAGAGAAUUUCUAUCCAGACACUGAAUAUGUCGUUGCCCAAUACUACGAUACUGAUGUAAAUAAGGCUUAUGUCAUACGCGGAAAUGCUGCAGUUCUGAAGUGUGAGAUACCCUCGUUUGUGGCUGAUUUUGUUAGUGUUGUGUCCUGGCACACGGAUCAGAAUGAGGACUUUUUACCAGGCACCGAAUAUGACGGCAAAUACCUCGUUCUGCCCUCCGGCGAGCUACACAUUCGUGAAGUCGGACCCGAAGACGGAUACAAGAGCUACCAAUGUCGGACCAAGCAUCGUUUGACUGGAGAGACGCGUCUGAGUGCGACCAAAGGACGUUUGGUCAUCACAGAGCCCGUUGGCAGCGUGCCGCCCAAAAUUAGCAUCGGGGAGCGACGCAAAGAUGCAGAGGUGCCCUUGAAGGGAGAUCUGAGCAUCUUUUGUCCAGCACAGUCCUAUCCAGUGCCAGCCUAUAGAUGGUACAAAUUCAUUGAAGGAACCACCCGUAAACAGGCCGUGGUGCUGAAUGAUCGCGUCAAGCAGGUUUCGGGCACACUCAUCAUCAAGGACGCCGUUGUCGAGGAUUCGGGCAAAUAUUUGUGUGUUGUCAAUAACUCGGUGGGCGGCGAAAGCGUUGAGACUGUUCUGACCGUGACCGCGCCGCUCUCGGCUAAAAUCGAUCCCCCCACGCAAACUAUUGACUUUGGACGUCCCGCCGUGUUCACCUGCCAGUACACCGGCAACCCGAUUAAGACCGUUAGCUGGAUAAAGGACGGCAAGCCCAUUGGACACAGUGAGCCAGUUCUGCGCAUCGAAUCGGUUAAGAAGGAGGACAAGGGCAUGUACCAAUGCUUUGUGCGCAACGAUCAGGAAUCCGCAGAGGCUAGCGCCGAGCUAAAACUUGGUGGCCGUUUCGAUCCGCCCGUCAUCCGUCAGGCCUUCCAAGAGGAGACCAUGGAGCCGGGUCCAAGUGUAUUCCUAAAAUGUGUUGCCGGUGGCAACCCCACACCCGAGAUCUCCUGGGAAUUGGAUGGCAAGAAGAUUGCCAACAACGACAGAUAUCAAGUCGGCCAAUAUGUCACUGUAAACGGCGAUGUGGUCUCCUAUUUGAACAUAACCUCCGUCCAUGCCAACGAUGGUGGCCUCUACAAGUGCAUUGCCAAAUCCAAAGUGGGCGUGGCUGAGCAUUCCGCCAAACUAAAUGUCUACGGCUUACCCUACAUUCGUCAGAUGGAGAAGAAGGCAAUUGUUGCCGGCGAGACCCUAAUAGUCACAUGCCCCGUGGCGGGUUACCCCAUCGAUUCCAUUGUCUGGGAGCGCGAUAAUCGCCCGCUGCCCAUCAAUCGCAAGCAGAAGGUCUUCCCCAAUGGCACACUUAUUAUUGAGAACGUGGAGCGCAAUUCGGAUCAGGCAACUUACACGUGUGUGGCAAAGAAUCAGGAGGGUUACUCGGCUCGUGGUUCACUGGAGGUGCAAGUCAUGGUGCCACCGCAAGUGCUGCCCUUUAGUUUUGGCGAGGCGGCGGCCGACGUGGGCGACAUCGCCAGUGCGACUUGUGUGGUGCCCAAGGGGGAUUCACCUUUGGAUAUACGCUGGUCCCUGAACUCAGCGCCCAUCAUUGAUGGCGAGAACGGUUUUAGCUUGGUGCGCUGGAAUCAGCGAACGAGCAUGCUGAAUAUCGAUUCGCUGAGUGCGUUCCAUCGUGGUGUUUACAAGUGUACGGCCAGCAAUGAGGCUGGCAGCAGCGAAUCUGUCGCUGAAUUGCAAGUUAAUGUGCCACCCAGAUGGAUACUUGAGCCAACAGACAAAGCCUUCGCUCAGGGCUCCGAUGCCAAGGUUGAGUGCAAAGCUGACGGUUUCCCCAAGCCCCAGGUGACAUGGAAGAAAGCAGUUGGCGAUACACCCGGCGAGUACAAGGAUCUGAAGAAGAGCGACAACAUUCGCGUCGAGGAGGGCACACUGCACAUUGACAACAUACAGAAGACUAACGAGGGCUACUACUUGUGCGAGGCCAUCAACGGCAUCGGUUCGGGACUCUCAGCCGUAAUUAUGGUCAGUGUCCAAGCGCCACCAGAGUUCACGGAGAAGCUGCGCAACCAGACCGCUCGAAGGGGCGAGCCAGCCGUGUUGCAGUGCGAGGCGAAGGGUGAAAAGCCCAUCGGCAUUUUGUGGAACAUGAACAACAUGCGCCUGGACCCCAAGAACGACAAUCGCUAUACGAUUCGCGAAGAAAUCCUCUCAGCCGGCGUCAUGUCCAGCUUGUCUAUUAAACGCACCGAACGCUCUGACUCCGCGCUGUUCACUUGUGUGGCCACUAAUGCUUUUGGCUCGGACGAUGCCAGCAUAAAUAUGAUUGUGCAGGAAGUGCCUGAAAUGCCGUACGCCUUGAAGGUUCUAGACAAAUCUGGUCGCUCCGUGCAACUGAGCUGGGCCCAACCCUACGACGGAAACUCCCCACUGAAUCGGUAUAUCAUUGAGUUCAAGCGCUCACGAGCAUCCUGGGAUGAGAUCGAUCGCGUCAUGGUCCCCGGACACACAACCGAAGCGCAAGUACAGAAACUUAGCCCUGCCACAACCUACAAUAUUCGCAUCGUGGCUGAGAAUGAGAUUGGCUCCUCGCAAUCGUCGGAGGCCGUAACCAUUAUCACAGCCGAAGAGGCACCGUCGGGCAAGCCCCAGAACAUCAAAGUGGAUCCAGUGAAUCAGACAACGCUGCGCGUCAUGUGGAAGCCACCACCACGUUCUGAUUGGAACGGCGAAAUCCUCGGCUACUAUGUCGGCUACAAGCUAUCUAAUACCAACUCGUCCUAUAUCUUUGAGACCAUUAAUUUCAUUACCGAGGAGGGCAAAGAGCACAACCUGGAACUGAACAAUCUGCGCGUCUACACCCAGUACUCGGUGGUCAUUCAGGCCUUUAAUAAGAUCGGCGCAGGUCCUUUGAGCGAUGAGGAAAAACAGUUCACCGCCGAAGGCACACCCAGCCAGCCACCCAGCGACACCGCCUGCACGACUCUGACCUCGCAAACCAUUCGCGUCAGCUGGGUCAGCCCGCCUCUAGAGUCGGCCAACGGUGUGAUCAAGACCUACAAGGUUGUGUAUGCCCCCAGCGAAGAGUGGUAUGAUGAGACCAAGCGUCAUUACAAGAAGACUGCCUCCUCCGACACUGUUCUCCAUGGCCUGAAGAAGUACACAAACUAUACCAUGCAGGUGCUGGCCACCACAGCCGGAGGCGAUGGAGUUCGCAGCGUGCCCAUUCACUGCCAGACCGAACCUGAUGUUCCCGAAGCCCCCACCGAUGUCAAGGCUCUGGUGAUGGGUAAUGCCGCCAUUUUGGUGUCCUGGCGCCCACCAGCACAGCCCAACGGCAUUAUCACCCAAUACACUGUCUACUCUAAGGCAGAAGGUGCGGAGACUGAAACAAAGACCCAGAAGGUGCCACACUAUCAAAUGAGCUUCGAGGCAACCGAACUGGAGAAGAACAAACCCUACGAAUUCUGGGUCACUGCCAGCACCACCAUUGGCGAGGGCCAGAAGUCCAAGAGCAUCGUGGCCAUGCCCAGCGACCAGGUGCCCGCCAAGAUCGCCUCUUUCGACGACACGUUCACUGCCACCUUCAAGGAAGACGCCAAAAUGCCCUGCUUAGCCGUAGGAGCCCCGCAGCCCGAGAUCACAUGGAAGAUUAAGGGCGUUGACUUCAGUGCCAACGAUCGCAUGCGCCUGUUGCCCGAUGGUUCGCUAUUGAUUAAGUCGGUGAAUCGCCAGGAUGCCGGCGACUAUUCCUGUCAUGCCGAGAACUCCAUUGCAAAGGACUCAAUUACCCACAAGCUCAUCGUAUUGGCACCACCUCAGUCACCACACGUCACGCUCUCUGCCACCACCACCGACGCCCUGACCGUCCGAUUGAAGCCCCAUGAGGGAGAUACAGCACCCCUGCACGGCUACACAUUGCAUUAUAAGCCAGAAUUCGGCGAGUGGGAAACAGCUGAGGUCUCUGUGGAAUCCCAAAAGCACAAUAUUGAAAAUUUACUAUGUGGCUCACGCUAUCAGGUCUACGCCACAGGCUUCAACAAUAUUGGCGCCGGCGAAGCCUCCGACAUUCUGAACACACGCACCAAGGGCCAGAAGCCCAAGCUGCCGGAGAAACCACGUUUCAUUGAGGUGUCAUCCAACUCGGUUUCGCUGCACUUCAAGGCCUGGAAGGAUGGCGGUUGCCCCAUGUCCCACUUUGUCGUAGAGAGCAAGAAACGCGAUCAACUGGAAUGGAACCAAAUCUCAAAUAAUGUUAAGCCCGACAACAACUACGUGGUACUCGAUCUGGAACCCGCCACCUGGUACAAUCUGCGCAUUACUGCCCACAACUCAGCGGGUUUCACUGUUGCCGAAUACGAUUUUGCCACUCUCACCGUAACCGGAGGCACUAUUGCGCCCCUCGACGACGGCACGGGCCAUGGAAAUGUCCAUGCCCGAAUUCCCCUGCCCGCCUGGAUGCCCGAGUGGCUGGAUCUGAACUUUAUGGUGCCAUUGAUUGCCACCGUUGUUGUGGUUGCCGUUGGCAUCUGUGUUGUCUGCGUGGCGCUCUCCCGAAGACGUACAGAUGACAUGCGGGGCGGCCAAAAGGAUGUAUAUUACGAUGUAGUUUACAAUCAGACAAUGGGACCCGGCGCCACCCUGGACAAACGCCGCCCGGAUCUCCGUGACGAGCUUGGCUAUAUCGCACCACCGAACCGGAAGCUGCCACCCGUGCCCGGCUCCAACUACAACACCUGCGACCGGAUUAAGCGAGGUACAGUCAUAAGCCGCGGUGGCUUGCGCUCGAACCACUCCACUUGGGAUCCGCGCCGUAACCCGAACCUGUACGAGGAACUGAAAGCACCCCCAGUACCAAUGCAUGGCAUUGGCAAUCACUAUGGCCAUGCCCAUGGCGCUCCCGAGUGCCAAUAUAGACAUCCAGGCAUGGAAGAUGAAAUCUGCCCCUAUGCUACGUUCCAUCUGCUCGGCUUCCGCGAGGAAAUGGAUCCCACCAAGGCCAUGAACUUCCAGACCUUCCCGCAUCAGAAUGGACACACGCCCGUACCCGGACAUGCCGGCACCAUGCUGCCACCUGGUCAUCCCGGACAUGUGCACUCGCGCUCUGGAUCCCAAUCGAUGCCCCGUGCCAAUCGCUACCAACGCAAGAACAGCCAAGGCGGCCAGUCCUCGAUCUAUACCCCAGCACCCGAGUACGACGAUCCAGCCAACUGCGCCGAAGAGGACCAAUACCGCCGCUACACACGUGUUAACUCUCAGGGCGGCAGCUUGUACUCUGGACCCGGACCCGAAUAUGAUGAUCCCGCUAACUGCGCACCGGAGGAGGAUCAGUACGGCUCUCAGUAUGGUGGACCCUAUGGACAGCCCUACGAUCACUACGGAUCCCGCGGAUCAAUGGGACGUCGUAGCAUUGACCCUAUUUCUUCAGGCUCUGCACGCAAUCCAGGCAAUGGCUCGCCUGAGCCACCUCCACCACCACCACGUAACCAUGACAUGAGCAACUCCUCGUUCAACGACUCCAAGGAGAGCAACGAGAUCUCAGAGGCCGAGUGCGAUCGCGAUCAUGGACCACGCGGAAACUAUGGUGAAGACUCCAAUGAGGCUGUAAAAAGAUCACCGCAACCGAAAGAUCAACGCACCACCGAAGAGAUGCGUAAAUUAAUCGAGAGAAACGAAGCCGGCCCAAAACAACUCCAACUCCAACAAACAAAUGGCGCAGGAUUCACAGCCUACGAUACUAUGGCAGUGUAAUUUGUAAGCGGCUUGCAGUGGGCGUGGCAUUUUAGCUUAGUGUUUCAAGUCAAUGAAGUGCGUGGGAGUUGAAUGACACACACACACUCACACAUAUAUUAAUAUAUAAAUAUAUAUUUAUAUAAAUAUAUAUGCAGUCAGUCUUAUUUGAAAAGCAUUUGCAUCACAGAAGUAAGCAGCGCAUAAAGCGCAUACAUAUAUAUACAAUUAUUAACUAUUUCAAAUAUUUAUAAACAAAGUCGAAGAGCAUACUUAUAUGCAUACACACACACACACACAUAUACACAUACAGAAAAUACCAAACAAUGUUUGUCUAAAAACCAAAUGCAAAUCAAUUUUUGCAUUUAAACAAGAACUCUUAAAACGAAACGAAAAGAAAUAUAAAAAAAAAAGAAUACAUAUAUUAUAAAUUGAAUUGUGUGUGUUUGCAAAAGAUAACGUAAAUUUUUAAUAUUGUAUUUCUUAGUCUUAAGUCAAGCAGAACUACCAAAAUAUCAAGAGGGCGAUAGAAACAGAGAGAGAGAGAAGCAGAUAAGUUCUCGGCCCAAAAACAUAAAUGUGUAGCUUGUAAGAUUCUUUCGGUUUUGAUUGUCUUUGCCAUCUAUGCCAAAAGCAUGCACUUAUUGCGUAGCCUAAGUCAAAGUCAUAAUAUUAUAUUGUAACUGAUAGAUAUUGUUUAAUUUUUGAAGGUCUGCCAAUCCUAUUAUGCACAUGUGCAUAAAUGUAUUCACAUUUAUUUUGUUUACUCGACGAAAAGAAACCCAGCGCACAUUCAUUGGAGUUUUGCUUUUUGUUGACUUGCGAAGUUUUGUGAUCAUAAUUUUUAGCAGUGUAUGAGUCAAUAUUUUAUUGGUACUCGAUUUAAUACUUAUUUUUUAUCUCACAUACGUUUAGUGUUUUUUUUAUAAUUUACACUACAAAUCCUUGUGUUUUUCUUUUAUAAUGCGCUUCCAUAUAAGCAUAACUCAAGCGAACAAGAUUUGUUCAAUGCAAUGCACAAAUAGCAUUUAUUUAUAAACAAAAAAAAACUCCACUUAGUCAGAAGCUCUAAAUUGUAUUAUACAAAAGCUCCCCCAAGCGCACUCUUUUAUUUAUUUACUUACGGAUCGUUUCUGCACGUCAGUUUUUAACGCAUUUCAAGCUUUAAGGCAAACUGAUAUUGAUAUUGUGCACGCACCUCAAUUUCUAAUUUUGUCAAAUAUUUAUUUAAGAUUUUAUUAUUAUUAUUUAAGUUUUUGCGACACAUUUGUUUGCUAAAUACACAUCAAAUUUGAAUUGAAA
Drosophila montana is the source of this 8348-nucleotide messenger RNA. RefSeq names its product Down syndrome cell adhesion molecule 1 (gene Dscam1). The record is from RefSeq and is a predicted model, not a curated record. The coding region runs from base 594 to 7067 and encodes 2157 amino acids. Gene Ontology annotation, biological process: homophilic cell-cell adhesion; axon guidance; dendrite self-avoidance. The transcript is spliced from 27 exons. Gene Ontology annotation, cellular component: plasma membrane; axon. Gene Ontology annotation, molecular function: cell-cell adhesion mediator activity. Lineage: Eukaryota; Metazoa; Arthropoda; Insecta; Diptera; Drosophilidae.